CGGGUACCCUGUCAGUCCGGUCGGUGUCUUGCCCCGGGAUGGAGCCGCAGGCCGCAGCUAGCAGCCUGAUUCUGCUGGUGGUCCUGAUGCUGUCUGCGGAGGCCGGGAGCGGAGCCGUGCCUAGCAUGGAGGAUCCAGAGCCGCUCUCGGUGCCUGUGCCAACUAAUGUUCUAAUUAAGUCUUAUAAUUUGAACCCUGUCCUGUGCUGGGAAUACCAGGACAUGCCACAGACCCCCACUUUUACUGCACAGGUAAAGAACUAUGGGGAGGAUGGAUGGAUUGACUCCUGCACCAACAUUUCUAAUCAUUGUUGUAAUAUCUAUGAACAAAUUAAAUAUCCCGGCGUAUCUGUCUGGGCCAGAGUUAAAGCUAAUUUUAGACAGAAAGAAUCUGCCUAUGCAGUGUCAAGAGAGUUUAUUAUGUGCCGACAGGGAAAAGUUGGACCACCGAAACUGGACAUCAGAGGGAAGGGAGACCAGCUCACUGUCAAUGUCUUUCACCCUGAGGUUAUUAUAAAUGGAGAAAGGCAUGGGGUCAUGUUUGAGGACGAAAGCACCUGUCACACAUUCUUCUACACCAUAUAUGUGCAAAGCAAUAGAAGUGGGGAGAUCCUAUAUACAAAGCAUGAAAUCAAUAUGGAAGGUUGCAAUGAAACCCUGUGCCAGUUCAACAUCUCAGUGUCCACACUGGAUUCCAGAUACUGUGUCUCAGUAAAUGGAUUGUCAGAAUACUGGGAAAUUACAACAGAAAAAUCAAAAGAAACAUGUGUUUCUCCUGCCCAUAACAACAGAAAAGAUUCGAUUUGGAUUCUGAUUGUUGUUCCUUUUAUCCUCUUUCUAAUGAUUAUCCUGGUAUUUGCAUAUUGGCAUAUCAAGAAGAAUCCAUUUAAGAGAAAAAGCAUAACGCUACCUAAGUCUUUGCUCUCUGUGGUAAAAAAUGCCACUUCAGAGACAAAACCUGAAUCCAAGUAUGCAUCACUUGCCACAUCAGGCCAGCCAGCUGUUCUAGAGAAUGAGAAGGUGAUCUGUGAAGAUCAGCUGUCCACGGUGACACUUCCAGACAACCCAGGAGCAACAGAACAUGGGGAACUUUUAAGUGGAACUGAGACUGUGAUCCCUGAAGGAAGUACUUCCACUGUGGCCCCCGACAACCCUCCAACCCCAAGACAGAGAGGCAGUUCUUCCCUUUUAAGUAGCAACCAGUCAGAGCCCUGUAGCAUCACCACCUAUCACUCCAGAAAUGGCUCCGACAGCGGCCUCGUGGGAUCAGGCAGCUCCAUAGCUGACUCGGAAUUCCUCCCACAUAGUGACCCGGAAACAAAGACCACAGAGCAUGAGCCCACCCCGGUGAGGAAGGCCCCCACCUCCUUUGGUUAUGAUAAACCACACGUGUUGGUGGAUGUACUGGUGGAUGACGGCGGUGGGAAGGAGUCCUUGAUUGGGUAUAGACUCACAACAGAUGCCAGAGACACCUGAGACCACCUGAGUUCUGCCGAAGGCGAAGGAUCUGCUUUCCCGAGGUGUUUUUUCUGCUUUGAUUUUAUGAGAAGAAAUUGUACCUUUGCUGUUGUUAAUCACGUGGAAUGUCUUAAUUUAGAUCCAUGUGUGAGGAAACUGGGCACUGCAAGCUCCAAGACUUUUCAAAGGAACAUUUGUUGCUUAUGAGCUCCUUCCUGGGUCCCUGGGUGUGGUAGCAGCGGUGAAUUUCCCUCUAUUAACCUUGCUUCCAGCAGCUGUUGCUGCUCCGACCUUAUAUCACCUUAAGGGACAUGUUGGACAAUUUUUGUUUUCAUAUGUCUUCAUAAUUGUAAAUUCCUGUAUAUAGUAUGUUUACAAGUUUCACUUUGAAAGAAAAGCUGAAAGCUACUCAGAGUUGGGUGUAAAGUUUAAGCUGAUAAGAUUUGAUAGACCUUAUCAGUGGAAGUUUGUACAUUUUUUUUUAUGGAGCAUUACUUGUUAUUUUUAAGUAAAAUGUUUUGAAACAAAAA
This is a messenger RNA of Phodopus roborovskii (desert hamster), 1987 nucleotides long. RefSeq names its product interferon gamma receptor 1 (gene Ifngr1). Gene Ontology annotation, cellular component: membrane. The record is from RefSeq and is a predicted model, not a curated record. The transcript has 7 exons. Gene Ontology annotation, biological process: type II interferon-mediated signaling pathway. The coding region runs from base 39 to 1475 and encodes 478 amino acids. Lineage: Eukaryota; Metazoa; Chordata; Mammalia; Rodentia; Cricetidae. Gene Ontology annotation, molecular function: cytokine receptor activity; cytokine binding.